Molecule: messenger RNA, 10792 nt
Organism: Chelonoidis abingdonii (Abingdon island giant tortoise)
Lineage: Eukaryota; Metazoa; Chordata; Testudines; Testudinidae
Gene: PDPR
Product: pyruvate dehydrogenase phosphatase regulatory subunit
Cellular component (GO): mitochondrion
Molecular function (GO): protein binding
Source: RefSeq, a predicted model, not a curated record
GGGACAGAAAUCUCGAAGAACCUCAGUUACUGCAAGGCUGGCUGCUGGCUCCACUCGAUUCUGUGCUGGCAUUGUGAGCACAGUCAGGCACUUGUCCAUAGAGCUGAAGAUGGCUGACUAUUCAAACAAGCUGUAUCAGCAGUUAGAACAAGAGACUGGAAUCAAAACAGGUUACGUGAAGACAGGCUCUAUCUCACUGGCUCAGACUCAGGAUCGACUGAUCUCCCUGAAACGCAUUGCCUCAAGGCUCAGUGUAAUGGGGAUACCUUGUGAAAUCAUGGCUCCAAAACAAGUGGCACAACUACACCCACUAAUCAACAUUCAUGACCUGGUGGGUGCCAUGUAUGUGCCAGAGGACGCAGUCGUAUCAUCUGUCGAUGUGAGUCUUGCUCUGGCAAAUGCUGCUUCUCGAAAUGGUGUCCAGAUCCAUGAGCGGACAAGCAUCAGCCAUGUCAUGAUCCAAAAGGGUUGCGUGACUGGAGUGGAGACUGACAGAGGACAGAUUGAAUGCCAGUAUUUUGUCAACUGUGCUGGGCAGUGGGCCUACGAGCUGGGUCUUUCCAAUGAGGAGCCGGUCAGUAUCCCACUGCAUGGCUGUGAGCACUUCUACCUCUUGACACGUCCCUUGAAGAAGCCACUAGAGAGCAACACACCAACUAUCGUGGACCCAGACGGCAGGAUCUAUAUCCGCAGUUGGCAAGGUGGCAUCCUCUCAGGGGGCUUUGAGAAGAACCCCAAGCCCAUUUUUACUGAGGGCCGAAACCAGCUGGAGAUUCAGAAUCUGCAUGAGGACUGGGAUCACUUUGAGCCACUGCUGAGUUCUCUUCUGCGGAGGAUGCCAGGGUUGGAGGCUCUGGAGAUCAUGCAGUUAGUGAACUGCCCAGAAUCCUUCACUCCAGAUAUGCGGUGCAUCCUGGGAGAGUCACCCACGGUACAGGGCUACUUUGUCCUAGCUGGAAUGAACUCCGCUGGCACCUCUUUUGGUGGAGGAGCAGGCAGGUACUUGGCUGAGUGGAUGGUAAAUGGUUGCCCAUCAGAAAAUGUUUGGCCACUGGACCUGAAGCGCUUUGGUGCCCUUCAGAGCAGUCGCACCUUCCUCCGUCACCGUGUCAUGGAAGUAAUGCCCCUGAUCUAUGAUCUGAAGGUUCCCCGCUGGGAUUUCCAGACUGGCAGGCAGUUGCGUACUUCCCCUCUCUAUGAUCGCCUGGAUGCUCAGGGAGCCAGAUGGAUGGAGAAGCAUGGAUUCGAGAGACCCAAGUACUUUGUCCCACCAGGGAAAGAUCUAUUGUCAUUGGAUCAGAGCAAGACCUUCUACAAACCAGAUUGGUUUGACAUUGUGGGGUCAGAGGUCAAGUGCUGUAAGGAGGCUGUGUGUGUAAUUGAUAUGUCAUCUUUUACCAAGUUUGAAAUAAGCUCCACAGGGGAUCAGGCACUGGAGGUUCUGCAGUAUCUCUUCUCAAAUGACCUGGAUGUGCCAGUCGGGCACAUUGUGCACACAGGCAUGCUCAAUGAAGGAGGAGGGUAUGAGAAUGACUGCAGCAUUGCACGAUUAAACAAGCGCAGUUUCUUCAUGAUUUCUCCUACUGACCAGCAAGUCCACUGCUGGGCCUGGCUCAAAAAGCAUAUGCCUAAUGACAGUAACUUGCUCUUGGAGGAUGUGACCUGGAAGUACACCGCUCUCAAUCUGAUUGGCCCUCGUGCAGUGGACGUGCUGUCAGAAUUAUCCUAUGUCCCGAUGACUCCAGAACACUUCCCCUCUCUCUUUUGCAAGGAAAUGAGCGUGGGGUAUGCUAAUGGGAUCCGUGUGAUGAGCAUGACACACACAGGAGAACCUGGAUUCAUGCUAUACAUCCCUAUAGAGUAUGCUCUGCAUGUGUACAAUGAGUUGAUGAGCGUGGGACAGAAGUACGGGAUCCGGAAUGCUGGCUAUUACGCACUACGCAGCUUACGCAUUGAAAAGUUCUUUGCGUUCUGGGGCCAGGAUCUGGACACUUUCACCACCCCUUUGGAAUGUGGACGUGAAUUCCGGGUGAAACUGGACAAGGGGACUGAUUUCAUAGGCCGGGAUGCACUGAUGCAGCAGAAGCAGGACGGUGUGUGCAAGCGCUUCACCAUGUUCAUUCUGGAGGAUCAUGACACAGACCUUGAUCUCUGGCCCUGGUGGGGAGAGCCCAUUUACCGCAAUGGCCACUACGUGGGCAAGACCACCAGCAGUGCUUACAGCUACACCCUGGAGCGCCAUGUCUGCCUGGGCUUUGUGCAGAACUUGGACAAGGAAACCAGGGAGGCAUUGGUGGUGACACCCGACUUCAUUAACCGGGGCGAGUAUGAGAUUGACAUUGCUGGGCAACGCUUCCAGGCUAAGGCCAAGCUCUACCCAUUCAGCUCCCUCUUCACACAGCGUCGCCGCAAGGACGAGAUGGAAUUGAGUGGCUACCAUGGGAAGUAGAACCACCUGGCCCCACCCCUUCUCCAUAACUGGAGUCUCUGUCACCAUCCUCCUCUCCUUCCCCACAGUCUCCCUCAUUCUUCAACCCAUACAGUUCCGCUUCCUCUUCCCCUUGCUCUUUUCAUUUUUAAACUUAUUGGGUGUGUGACAUUUUGUACGUUGUAGAACUAAUUUUUCAAACCCUUUCACCCCCUCAUCCAGUCUCUCUCUCUCUCUCUCUCUCGCCCCCUUAUGCCUUCCUGUGCCAUGUUCCCACACCUCACUUCCCCUGUGGCAGCAGCAUGGUGUUGAGUGUACAUCUGAAAGCCCAUAUGGGAGCAAGCACCUCCAGAAACCCUAGGCUGUACCCCAAUGGUUGUUGAGAGGGAUGCAAGUGAAGUCUUGAGGACGGUACCCCUCCCAUUCCCCUGUUGCCUGCAGCCUAGAACAGUAGGUGUUUGCUGGCCUGUAGCUCUGUUUUCCUGUCCCCUGGCUAAACCCUUUGGUGUAACCUCACCUGCUGGUUGCAGUGGAGAGACCAGACCUACCAUAGGGUGCACACAGGGCCAAAUAAAGAGGUUCCUUCUUGCAAGCCAGUUCCUCUGAGAUCCUCCAGUCCACAAUUCAAAGGGGUCAGUGCAUUGAUGCACAGAGCAAUAGAACAAUCAGCUACCUCAAUGGCACCACACAAGGCGCAACAGCAACAUUGUGUGACCAGCGGCGAACGGGCAGGUUUUGGUGGGUUCCAGGCCAUCACUGCCCUCCUCUUUUUCCCUUCCAGGGUGUGAGUCUAAGAGGCUUGAUCAUGAGGCUGUGCAACUGACAAAAUAGCGCUGAUAAGUUUCCUCUUCUGUGUUGAGUCACUGAAAGGGAAUGGCUUUUUCUGAGUAAGUGAAGAUCAACAUAUGUGCUUCACUCCUACAAGGGGGCAGAACAUUGUAUUUUUAUUCUUAGUGAAAAUGUCUCUCUCCAACAAAAACCGAGACACUAGACUCUUGGCUACUUAUGGCACUAUUGCAAUGGUGCUUUUGUUUCAGCUGCAAAGUGGAUUCUCUGUGGAUUCUCCUUCUUUCUCCUUUGUUUUGCUUCAUGUGUUUGAGCAAGCACACUUGUCUGGCUUACACACCAAGCAUUAGAGUUGGCUGUGAGGAUUGUGUUUGGGAAACUAGAGCAGAGAAAGGGAUGGAGUCUUGCAUUUUCAGCCAGCAGCCUUAAAACAACAUACUGCUGACCACUUGGAGAUUAGAGUUGAGGUCCCAGUUUGGUUCCUUGAACCUAUGGUGCUCUGAGUGCUGCAGAGGCAAAACACUAUGCUCCUGGUAAGGGUGGCAAUGUCUCUCAGCUAUGCCCAUUGGCCCAUAGCAUGUCUCCUGCCCUUCUCAUCAGAUCUGUUGCAUUCAUAUCUUCCCCAUCACAAUAUUACCUGGUUGAAGGUAGUUGAUUCACUAUGCAGGGCCCUGCGGUUAGAAGAGGAAGUGAGUAAGGAUCUUUGAAUUGUCUUGCCUCAGCAAAAUCUCUCUGCACAGUCAUCAUGCAGAAACUCACACAGACACUCCAGACUACAGAGCGGCGAUCCACCCACUCUGAAGCUGACAGCUCUGCACUGAUGGCAAAUAGUUAUAAUGGAAUGGGAAAGAAAGUAGAUGAAGAAUGCUAAAUUGUAUCUUAUGGAUUUGUCUCUUAAAUUCUUCCUCCUCCCGUUAUCAGCUAGAUCAUAGUAAUGCAUUUUCCCUUCCCUUAUUUUAAAAUUAUCCAUUAAAACAUCUCCAGUAAACCCCCCUGCCACACACACACGCUCUCUCUUCUGGUUCCCCCACUCUGUGGUUCUCACAGCCCUUCCACCAAAGCUAGCAUCUUUCUGUCUAGGAAGUAGCACCGUUUGAGAUUGAUGUCUGUGAUCACUGAGCUAGCUGAAUUGUUUGUCUUUGAGCCAGAAUUUUACUUUGCUUUGGCACUCGCUUUUCCUGUCAUUGGGUGAGCAUCAGUAAUGUUAUAUAUAAGUACAGCACUACUCAAGACCUGGCUUGGAUUCCUGUCCUUUGAAGUUUUUCUCCUUUCCUGGCUUCCAUCAAGUCUUUGUCCUGCUAGUGUAGAAGUGGUAAUGUCCCAGACCUUGCCUCCCAUACACUGGAAGCUGGCUUUUUACUGCUGCUGCUGGGGGUAGGAAGAGAGGGAAGCUGGGAGACUGACACAUUUUAAUUGUAAAGAACUGGUUGCCAGGGGAGGCUUCCCAAAUAGUAAAGAGCUGUGCAGUUGUCACAGCUUUUGGGAGUGGAGCACUGGGAAGGGCAUGGACUAGAGAAGGAAUUGGAAACUCAAAUGACAGCACUUCUUGGCAGGGUCUCUGUUGGCAGGCAGGAGGCAACACGGAAUGGGGUCUGCAUUGUGGUAGGACAUGGAUACACUUGCUGUGGAUGGCUGUUUUCUUCCUGCAGUGGCCCUCUGUGCUGAAUAUGGCUUCCUUUGUAAAUGGCAGUUAAUACUGUUCUAAAAGAAUAAUAAUAAUGUUGUCUCCUUCAGGAUCCCAAAGUGACUUUCAAGUUUAUUCCCAUGAAUAACUUCCCUCAUGACUUGAAAUGCAACCACAGUUGGGGUAGAACAUCACAGCCAUUUGACAGGACACAGAAGCAGUACUGGGCAUAGUAGUUUACUUGUGGAGGGAAUAUUAUACCUGGUUAAUACUGUUUAGCUAAAAUUACUCUAGCAGCGUUAUCACCUGAAUUGGAAUUUGGCCAGCAUACAGGGCUAGCACUUCAGUUUUAACUUAAUGUGCCAUAAGGUCUGUCAUGACAAAGUGAGCAGGGUCUUUGUUUUACGGCCACCUCAUAACGUUUACAUCUCCCAAGCUGGGGCAUUUGUUCAGUACUGAUUCAGAAGAACACCACCUAGUAAAUCCACUAAUACAACUUCCUGCAGCACGUGUGGUUCUCCUUAGAAGUCUCCUACAAAGUACUGAUCAUCCUGAUCUGUCUUGCGUUAUCUGGCUCAUUGCUGUGUCUUUGUUAUAUAGACUAUGGCUGAUGACCCACAGGAGGUUAUUACUUAGUACCUGGCAAGGUUAAAGAAAACUUCUCAGCCUCCCCUUACUAUAUAGCACCAGGGCAGUUCUGCAGUGGAACGCAUCAGUCACUUUACACAGUCAGUGCUACAUAACAGUUUAGGAGGGAAAGUGAAAAAUAUUUUAUACCACAGUGGAGAAUUGUGAGUAGACUGAGUAUAACUAUCUGAGUUUGAAUUGGACCAGGACACUCUUCACUUUCUUAGGAGGAGUGUUAUAGUGUGGAACUUUUAAUGACCACAGUUGGUCAGGAGCACACAAAAAUCCAGCAUCUAUUAGUCUCACAGCAAUAAGGAAUCCCUGAAGAAGAGCAUUUUUUAAAAUAGCUUCCCCAUCCCAAAGUGGUCCAUGCCUAGGAAGAUAAACUUGUCUGCGUAGCAUGGGUGACCUUUGCCCUUUUGCAGAGUUAAUAGCUACCUUUCUGUCCAGGUCUGUUUAACCCUGAAGUACCCACAUAUGGUAAUGUGGAUGGCUGUUUGGCAUGGUGUCAUUCCAUCCAUGUCUGUCUCUUCCUGCUGGGAUGGUUAAGUGUUAGCCUCUGUGCCUGUGCUCUUUGAAGUCUAGCCUUUUCUGUGGUAGAUUUUAUUUUCCCUUUGUGCUGCUGACGAAUACUUUGAUUUUGACAACUUGAGUGCUUGCCAGCGGACAGUCACAUGAUGGAUUGUGAAAUACCGUACUAGGCACCAGGGUCAUGCAAGGAGCUUCUACCUUUUCCAUAAUGCUUUCAUACCCUGAAAGGGGAACUACGGUGUAAAGAUUCUACCUAUUGUGUCUAGUUACAAAGAAUAAAGUGCAUAAGGGAGAAAAAAAUAACAAGUUUGGAAGCUGCCAUCUUGGCUUUGAUGAAAAGUAAGACUGAAAACAACAACUCAUUUAAAAGCAAUGAGAAUCUGAGCUUCGGAGAUGUUGUAACACACAGUUCCAGUGCUGUCUGAUAAAGUUGGCAUUUUCAGUCCUCCUUGACACCACAAGACUGGAAAAAAUUUAAGGAUCCCUUCUUCAUAUUCAUUCUCCCCCUCUUCCCCUCCCCAUAACAUAUGCAGCUGUGGAUCACACUUUCAGAGAUACUUCCAUCCCUAGAUUUCUGGGGCUGUCCCUUGGUGCUCUGCAAAGCUGGCUGCUCUUUCAGGAUUCCCUUUGGGAACCCUCUUCACCCCAGGACCCUGUUCCUCUCUCUCUCUUCUCUGUCACUCUCCUCUUUGGCUGAGCUCAUUGGCUAUACCAUGGUCUCUUACAUCACUUCUGUGCUGAUGACUCUCAAUCUGCCUCUGCCCAGUACCUCCUCCAGGAUAUCUAGCCAUCUCCUCAAACUUAACAUGACUAAGUCUUCUCUUUACCUCUCCUUUUCCAUCUCCCUUCCCCUCUUUUCACAUCACACUCUCCUCCUACCCAUCCUAGCUCACAGCCUCUACUAUCUUUGACUGCUCUGUUUUUCUGCUGUUCUCUCAUCCAAGUUCUCACCAAGUCCAGUGGCUUUUCCCUUUGUAACGCAUCUUCAUUCUUCCCUGCACUGCCAAAAUCCUGUUUCAUGCCUUGUUCUCUGUGACUACUGUAAGUGCCUUCUCCUUUUCAAUGUAUCCACAGUGCUUCCUUUCCUAAACUCCAACCAAGUCCAUCCCACAUCCCUUUAUUGGUCUUUCUGCAUAAAGUUCAAACUCCUCAGCUUCAAGAUGCUACGCAACUCUGCCCCUACCUGCACCCCACGCCGCCCUCUGCCCUCUCUCUUUUUUUAGUUCUCCCUUUGUCUCCUCCCAAUCCUUCCUUCAUGCUGUUUCUCAUGCUGCCCACACCCUCCAUGUCUGCAGUGACUUUCCUUUGUCAGUGGCACACAGCAUCCCUCUGCAUUCAGAUCCCUGCUUUCACUCCAGCUAUCUCAGCUGGUUUUCCAUCCACCAUGUGUUUUUUAUUUUCCCUACUCUGUUCUCAGAUGUAACAUUCUGAUUUUUCCAAGAUUCACUCUCGACAUUUCACCCUUGUUCAUUCCUCCCUCCCCAACCUGUUGUGAUUUCCAGAAUUCAUCUUAAUAGUUGACGAGGUCUCUCGGCCAAGGGAGCAUGUCUAUUUUCUGUGAGGCUCCAUGCAGAUUUACGGUGCUAGAUGCCCACUGAAUAAUAAUGACGAAUGCAGACAUUCACUUUCCACCAUAAACUUCUCUCCCUUGCCUCUCCUUUUACUAGAAGGAAGUCAAGCCAAAUCAGAGGUUGUGAUGGAACUGCUUGCGUAUGCAGAGCUUGGAGUAUCGGUCUCAUUAAAAGGCAAAUUCAUGCAAGCGGUGCCUAAUUCUAAGGAGGUAACAUCAACAUCUGUAAGCCCAGUAUUGGACCUACUCUUUUGUCAUUCAUAAAUUUUCCAAUCGCACAUCUGUUUUGUUCUUUAAAAAAGUUCAGAAGCCCUACAAAACAAACCAAUAUCUAGGGGUGAAAAAGGAAAGUUCCUUCCAAAUGCAAAAGUUUUGCUUAUUUUUAAAACAAAGGCUUAUAUCCUGAUGGGUACAGAAAAAUAUUCAUAAUUUUUCAGAUUUUGGUCAUCCCAGGUUAUUUUUCUAAUAUUUAUUAUAGUGCCUAUGGAGGCAAACAUUUUGGCUAAGUUUGGGAAGGGAUUUCAGUUCUAGUCACCUCUCUUCAGUCAUCACACACGUGCAUGUCUGUCUGUCUGUCUCUCUCUCUCGAUUUGUAAGGGGAGAAAACCUAAUGCCAUUUAAGUCAAAUUAAUUCAGCUGUUUGGGUUAAGGAAAUCAAUUAAAUCUUAUUUUUUACACUUAAAAAGAAUAAACUUGCUCAAACAAUUGAAUAUUAAAAACUUGGUAUGCUCGUAGUCCUCAGUGAGCACAAUCCAUGUUUGAGGAAGGAAUACUUAGCAAGUCUGUAAAUGUCUUAAUGCUUUACAUUAGAUGUUUGUGCACAGGCAGUGCAUAUUGCUUGCUUUGUUACUGCAUGUACUGUACUUGCAGAGCAGGCACAAAUGCCAGCAGGGGCUGUUGAGUAAACGCUGAAGGGGUUGAAAGUUCCCAGAGUGCAUUCCUUUGCUGCAGAAGUUGAAUUUCCCAAAAGUGCUGUGGGAAUUAAAUCAGUAGGGAAACACUUAGUCAGAGGCACAGUUUCCAUUUUUGAGCAAAUGUCAGUAGGUAACACUUUUUUUUCCCCCAAAAAGUGGAAUUGUGCAAUUAAAGGGAACAGAAAAACACCAGUGUAACUGUCAUUAAGGUCCUUUGUUUAAAGAAAAGAGCCUCCUCUGGCGUAAAAUGUGCUUCACAGCAGGGCCCUGUUGCUUUCCAGCUUUUAGAAAACAAAAUGAAAUUCUCCAUCUGAAUGUUGCAUUACUGUAGGCUUUAGUGUUUACACACCAAGCCAGGGCAUUCAGGAGUUAAGGCUUUCAGAGCAACAUGAACUUCACCAUGUUGCUCUUUUGUCCAGUCUCUUUGUUUAUUCAGGUAACUUCUGGAUUUCUUGACUCUUGUAUAUUUAAAUACUUCACUUUAUUACAUUACUAAUGUGAAGGCUUGCAUUGGAAUUGCAAAAUAAAGUGUGCAAUAUUUCUAUAUUGCUGGUAUAACAGUUCCUGUCUAAGAUGAUUCACCUAAGAAGGUAUGUGCAUCAAGGGAGAUCAUGAAGGUUACAGAGAGAAAGGUACGCAUGAUUGUAUAUGAACAGCUUCCUCACCAAAUGACAACAAACAACUGAUCUUGCCAAGUAUGUGUUUGAUACCCACCUCUGUUACAAAUACAGUGGUUAUCCGGGAGCUGCCUCCACAUGCUUAUGGCGCAGUUCUGUUAUGUAGCCUAGAAGGGACAAUCACGGGCUCUUGCAUCUCUUAAGGACAUGGUCAAGAUUCCUUCUAUGCUACAAAAUCUUUUAAGUGUGGUGGGAGCCAACUGGAUCCUCUUGACUGGACCUAGCUCUGAUUCUGUUCCACUGGUAUAAUUGCAUUUACACCUUUUACUGAGUGCAAUUCUACUGUGGUAGGGUCAUGUGUCGAUGCGGAUUCAUCUCUCUGGGGUCCAAAACUGGCUGUCUUGGCUGCUGUUAUGGCUACAGAGAAAGUUGAAUAGAGGUCUGGUCACAUGUACUCUCUCAGAAGAGCAGUGAUGCAAGCUCUAUCUGAGGGAGGCAAACUUACUCCUGACACUGAGGAUUGAUCUCUACAGCCUAGCUCCCAGGCAUGCAGUUUUCUCACAGUUUCAUAGCAUGCUUAGUGAUGUUUCGCUGGCACCUCUCCCUCCAGAACAUGGUGUCUGCUGUCAGAUCUGCUAAUGGAUUGGCCCAAAUAACAGUCUGAGUGAAAUGUUUAGUUAGGGCCUGGAUCAUCAUUUAUGUAAGCAGCCUUCUUCCUCUUUGCCUGAUCUUUACCUCAGGCUCUGGAUAACAUUUGGUUACAGCUGCUUGAACUUGGCAGCCCACACUGUUACUGAUGCACUGUUUUUCCAGGGAACUGAGCUGUACUGUGCAAGGACUUCUGCUUUCCCUGCUUAACUCCAGAGUUGCACCUUGUACAGCACAAAACAUGACAGUUCUUUCCUGAGCAGAGACUGCCACCCUCAGAACUGCACACAGAAUUAGGCAUACUUUCUUUGGGUGACUCUUAUUUUCAUUCUCAGUGGCACCUUCAAUUUGUUUGUCCAUCAGAAUGUCAUCCCUUCAUAACCAUCUGCGCUCCCCCCACCCGCCCAAACCAAGUUUAUAGGGCUAGGUGAACUUUUUUUAAAAAAUGUGCCAUCAUUUCUCCUGCAGAACAAGAAUUGGAGAUUUGAAGCUGUGAAAACAUUUAUAGUCUCACUAUUUUCUAGUGCCUUACACUUAUGAAUGUUGUGUAAUGGAUGCAUCUGAUGCAGGAGAGAGCCACAAUCAACUAUGUUAACAUGAUUCCUCAGCCAUUACAAACCACCACCUCUCCUCUUCCAAAGAGAAUGUGUUUCAGCAGGUGGAUAUAAAUGGAUCAUUUCUAGGAGUACAAAUUAUGCUUUUAAUUGCUUUGAACUCUUGGGAUGUAGAAAAUCUCAGUGUUGUUACUGUACUAUAUUGUCUGCCUUUGUGGAGAGCAGCAGCCUCACCUCUUUUAAAGCAUUUAGAGUGAGAAUAUAUUUUCGGAGACACAGAAACCCCUUUAGUAAUUGGAUCCAGUUCCGGGAGACCUAAAUGGAUGUUCCCAAGUACACAAGAAAAGGUGGGCUUGCUGUUCUCCACCAGUGCCAUGUUAUUACCUACUUUGUAUGCUGUAUUUAUAUCAUGCUGUGUUUCAAUUAAUAAUUUCCAUCCUUGUUGUUUUGCAGAUUACUAGAUUUGUAUAUUAAUAAAGAGACAUUUUAACUA